Messenger RNA from Pyrus x bretschneideri (Chinese white pear), 2402 nucleotides. Its product is annotated as protein AUXIN SIGNALING F-BOX 2. The coding region runs from base 514 to 2232 and encodes 572 amino acids. Gene Ontology annotation, biological process: SCF-dependent proteasomal ubiquitin-dependent protein catabolic process. Gene Ontology annotation, molecular function: protein binding. Gene Ontology annotation, cellular component: SCF ubiquitin ligase complex. The transcript has 3 exons. Lineage: Eukaryota; Viridiplantae; Streptophyta; Magnoliopsida; Rosales; Rosaceae. The record is from RefSeq and is a predicted model, not a curated record.
CUUGUAGAUUCUGAGAGAUCUACGGCAAAUAUUAUUCGUCUGUUUUUUUUUCCAGGCCUGUAAUCAUCACUUUUUGAUUUCCAGAUGAUCACUCAUUAGAAUCAAAACAAAAAAUAUUUUCCUUUAUUUCCUUCACCCUUUGUUUUUUUUUUUCCUUCUCUCUAUCAAUGCAGAUCCCAGCUCAGGUGAAAGGGAUGAUGUCAAAUUAGAUUUUCAAUAAAUAAAAAAAACCAGAUCUUUGAAUAUAUUUAGAUCUGCUGAUGUGGUCUCAUUCAUGUAGUUUUUUCUAAGAUUCUCUUUCAAAGGUUUGGGGUUUUUGUGUCAAAUUUUUUCACAGAUUGAAAUCGAGGACACAAAUCUUGCACACGGAGAGUGAGAGAGAUAUGUGAGGUGAGGGUAGUUACUUGUUGGGUUUUUCAAUUCAUUUUUUGGGAAAGUUGAUUUCUUUUGGUUGGAUUUUCCUUUUGACAUUUUUCCCGGGAAAGUGUGGGGUCGAAUGGUAAGGACAGAAGGAUGAAUUACUUUCCGGACGAGGUAAUCGAGCAGAUAUUCGAGUCAGUGACCUCGCAGAAGGACCGAAACGCGGUGUCGUUGGUGUGCAAAUCGUGGUACAAAAUCGAGAGGUUCAGUAGGGAGAGAGUGUUCAUCGGGAAUUGCUAUGCAAUCAGUCCGGAGAGAGUGAUCGAGAGGUUUCCGGGGCUCAAGUCCCUGACUUUGAAGGGAAAGCCUCACUUCGCCGACUUCAAUCUGGUUCCUUACGAGUGGGGCGGCUUUCUGCAACCGUGGAUUGAAGCUCUCGCCGACGGCCGGGUUGGCCUGGAGGAGCUCCGCCUCAAGAGGAUGAUCGUCUCCGACGAAAGCCUCGAGCUUCUUUCCAGGUCCUUCCCCAAUUUCAAGUCUUUGGUUCUUGUUAGCUGUGAAGGGUUUACCACCGACGGCCUUGCUGCUAUUGCUGCCAAUUGCAGGCUUCUUAAGGAGCUGGAUCUGCAGGAAAAUGAUAUUGAUGAUCAUAGAGGCCAUUGGCUAAGCUGCUUUCCUGAGAGCAGUACUUCAUUAGUUUCCCUGAAUUUUGCUUGCCUCAAAGGUGAAAUUAAUCUACCGGCUCUGGAGAGACUAGUGGGGAGAUCUCCUAACCUCAAAGUCUUGAGGUUAAACCGUGCAGUGCCUCCUGACACUCUUCAGAAAGUAUUGGCGCGAGCGCCUCAACUAGUGGACUUGGGAACUGGGUCUUAUGUUCUGGAUCCUGAUUCAGAUACCUACAACAAACUCCAGGCGACUGUUGUAAAAUGUAAAUCAAUUAAGAGCUUGUCAGGGUUUUUGGAGGUUGGUCCUCGAUGUCUGCCCUCUAUUUACCCAAUAUUGGAAAACCUGACAUCCUUGAACCUCAGCUAUGCUCCAGGGGUUCAUGGCAGUGAGUUAAUAGAACUAAUUCGCCAAUGUGUGAAGCUUCAGCGAUUAUGGAUUCUGGAUUGUAUUGGAGACAAAGGACUAGGAGUUGUUGCCUCGACUUGUAAAGAACUGCAGGAAUUGAGAGUUUUUCCUUCUGAUCCAUUUGCAGCUGGGCAUGCUUUCGUAACAGAAGAAGGCCUUGUUGCCAUAUCUGCUGGUUGCCCAAAGCUUCAUUCGUUGCUCUACUUCUGCCAGCAGAUGACUAAUGCUGCUCUCAUAACCGUGGCCAAGAACUGCCCAAACUUUAUACGUUUCAGGUUGUGCAUCUUUGACCCCACUAAACCUGACGCUGUUACCAUGCGGCCCCUGGAUGAAGGUUUUGGGGCAAUUGUCCAGGCAUGCAAGAAUAUUAGGCGUUUAUCGCUCUCUGGCCUUUUAACCGACCGGGUUUUCCUGUACAUUGGAAUGUAUGCUGAGCAGCUUGAGAUGCUGUCUAUUGCAUUUGCCGGGGACAGCGACAAUGGUAUGCUUUAUGUGUUGAAUGGAUGCAAGAAGCUCCGGAAGCUUGAGAUCAGGGACAGCCCCUUCGGAAACGAGGCACUUCUAAAGGACGUGGGAAAGUAUGAAACAAUGCGAUCCCUUUGGAUGUCGUCCUGCGAAGUUACCCUUGGAGGCUGCAAGGCACUAGCAAAGCAGAUGCCAACACUGAAUGUGGAGAUCAUAAAUGAGAGUGAUCAGGUGGAGAUUGGCGUCGAUGAUGAGCAACGAGUGGAGAAGAUGUACCUCUAUCGCACCCUAGUGGGGAAGAGAAGGGAUACACCGGAAUUUGUGUGGACUCUGUAGGUGCAUUUUCUAGGUUGUCAGUUUUUUCUCUUAUUGUUUAACUAGUUUGUACUUUGGUUAGGCCAGUUGAUUAGUUGAUUUUAGUUGAUGAUGAGUUACUUAUAAGGUGUUCAAAUUCAGAGAGAUUGACCAUUGUAAUCUAUGCUGCUAUAAAUAGAUUCGAACCAGUA